This is a messenger RNA of Priapulus caudatus, 543 nucleotides long. RefSeq lists its product as uncharacterized. Lineage: Eukaryota; Metazoa; Priapulida; Priapulimorpha; Priapulimorphida; Priapulidae. The record is from RefSeq and is a predicted model, not a curated record. The transcript has 2 exons. Bases 1 to 543 code for a protein of 180 amino acids.
AUGGCUGAGCUUCGCAUGGAAGAUCAAGCAUCCUUCUUCAACUUCCUGAGGAUGCUUCUGGAGAUGUUCGAUGAAUUGCUUGUCAGAAUUGGGCCGAGAAUCCAGAAGCAGGACACCCGAUACAGAGAAGCACUUGAACCAGAACUGAAACUGGCAGUCACCAUAAGGUAUCUAGCAUCGAGUGAUAAAUAUCCCUCACUUCAGUAUGACUUUAGAGUGGCCCGCAACACCAUAUCGCUGUUGGUUCCAGAGGUGUGCCAGGCUAUUGUAGAAGAACACAAAGAGGAGGUCAUUUUGUGUCCUACGAUGCCAGAAGAAUGGCAUGCCAUUGCCGAAGAUUUCCUGAGAAAAUGGAAUGUGCCCCAUGCCUUCGGUGCCAUCGACGGAAAGCAUGUGGCCAUCAGAUGCCCACCGAACUCUGGCUCAUUGCAUCAUACUUAUAAGGGCUUCUUUUCCGUGGUGCUCAUGGCUUUGGUGGAUGCCAUGUUGACGACGUGUCACUUUGAGAGGUAUGCAGGUCCUAGCUGCGUGUUGUCACUGUAG